UGUUAUACACGUGAUUGUGUUUCACGAGUGCUUAAACUUCUACAAGAGGAUCGGUUCGUAUUUUUUCUCAGGUCCAGGCCCUGAUUCAGUAAAGGUUCUCAUCAUGGCCGUCCUGGAGGCUUGGUACAUGGACGAGUCCACUGAAGACCAGAGACUCCCUCAUAAACUACAACCCAAUCAAGCAGUGAGUGUGCAGGAGCUGCAGGACAUCGGAGUCUGCUACUGGAAAUUAAAUGCUGACAUCUACGAAAACGACCCCGCGUUGCAAAAGAUCCGAGGUGAAAAAGGUUACUCUUACAUGGACAUCAUCGACGUUCAUCCGGAUAAACUGCCGAACUACGAGGAGAAAUUAAAAAUGUUCUACGAGGAACACCUGCACCUCGACGAUGAGAUCCGGUACAUCCUGGAUGGAAGGGCGUACUUUGACGUCAGGGACAAGAACGACCGCUGGAUUCGUAUCGCUAUGACGAAGGGAGAUAUGAUCACGCUUCCAGCAGGCAUCUAUCACCGAUUCACCAUGGACGAGACGAACUACACUAAAGCCAUGAGGCUGUUUGUAGGAGAGCCGGUUUGGAAGGCGUACAACCGCCCAGCUGAUCACUUCGAAAUUCGCAAACAGUAUGUGGAUUCGCUGAACGCUAUAAAUUGCUUUACCGGUCUAAUUGCACAAGGUUUGUGAAAAAGACAAUACAUGAGCAAUGUUUAAAGUGUGUACCAAGAAAAUUCCAAAAGAACGCAAUUCAUAUGCCUCGAUGAUCAGCCGCUGUCUGUAGCGCGUGUCCUUGGAUUCACAUUACACCAGCCCUCUAGUGGGGAAUAAAGACAUGACAGGUGGGGUGCAAUAAACAACAGGAUUUAUAUAUAUAUUCAUUUUUCUCUAUUAAAAAUAGUUAUACACUUAAGGCAACCACAAACAAUUCUGCCAUUAAUGCAAGUAAAUUAAAACAUCAGUUAGGGUACCUAACACAACUACACUUUAAUUUUUUCAAUUUUUAACUUGAUGCUAUUUGAUGUGAUUUAUCAAGUAAAUAUAAAUAAAUCAAUAGAUAGAUGAAUAGAAUGCAUCAAAUAGACUCUGCAAUCUGAUUUCAGUGAUCAGGACCAAAAAUCCUGAUUGGAGCACCCCUGGUAAUUUUUUAAUACAUGUAGAGGACAGGAUGUUUAUAUGAGGGGGCAUUCAGGUUGAACCAGGACUUUAAAUUUUAUAGGUAUAAAAAUGCUACCACACGCAGUAGUAAGUGACUAGUGUGUCCUGUUACUGAUUGUACGCCAGUCCAGAGGCCGUUAAUCAAGAUGGCAGACAACAGUGUUAGUGCACGCAUGGAACAGCGUGUGGAGUUUCACGUGAACAGAGGCGUAAAACCUGCAGACAUCAAGCACAGUACGGUGAUGAGACGCUCAGCCGCAGUGUGACAUUGAAUUGGUAUAAAUGUUUCAAAGAUGGCCGCCAGUGACGAUCCCAGUCGUGUUGGUUCAAUGAUGACGAAGUGAAGCAGGCCGUCCUAUAAAUGGUUCAACUCGCAAAUCUUUCUAUGCCAAAUCUUUCCGGGCAUUAGUUAAACACUGGAAUAAGUGUAUAAAUGUAGCAGGGGAGUUCGUCGUAAAAUGAAUGCAGUCUCCACUUAAUUUUAUAAACUCAAAAGUCCUGGUUUGGCUUGAAGGCCCUACAUUUUUUUUAUUAAAGUUGAUUUUAGCCCAAAGUUUAUCAAACUGUCAUAAUAACGGUUAGCCUUAGAAUUGUAUAUAAAUCUACCGCACACCUGCUCAUGUAGGUUUUAGAUCUUAAUACUGUAAAUAAAUUUCCAAAGCUUUCUCCAUGUA
Silurus meridionalis is the source of this 1821-nucleotide messenger RNA. It is a transcript of the gene adi1, whose product is annotated as acireductone dioxygenase 1. The record is from RefSeq and is a predicted model, not a curated record. Bases 104 to 679 code for a protein of 191 amino acids. Lineage: Eukaryota; Metazoa; Chordata; Actinopteri; Siluriformes; Siluridae. Gene Ontology annotation, molecular function: acireductone dioxygenase [iron(II)-requiring] activity. The transcript is spliced from 4 exons.